AUGUACGGUGCGCAUCACCGAGUAGCGCCGCUGCGCGGAAGCGGCGCAGGUGCGGGGCGGCAUUCCGUCGCCACCCCGUGCGACACGCUUAGCGCUACACCAACAGCGUCGCAGAGGGAACUUCUCACACAGCGUGGCUCACAGGUCGGUUGUGGUGCCGCUUCGUGGCCGUCGACAACGGGCACCUACGCUCUGCCAGUUUCAAUGCAGCGGUCGCAUCUGACGGCGCCUGUCGCCUCUCAGCCGCUGCGGACCUCGCAGUUUGGAAUCCCGCACACACAGCCGCAAGUAGGCGAUGGCGCCUUGCUGCAGUCGGCACUGUCUCAAACGGCGCAGCAUCAGAAGGAGGCCACCGCUGCGCUCCUCACUGUGGUGGAUUCCCUGCAGCAGCAGGAGAGGCGCCUGGCGGACGGCUGCCAGAGCCUCUCCUAUCUUGCGACUCUCGUGGACGGGCAGCACGCACAGGUGGCGGCGCUGCGCAGCCUCGCGGAGGAGGUGCGCGCGAUGGUGGUGGCGAUUCGCGAUGCCGCAGCGGUGCUGCACGGUGUGCGCCGCCAGGAUACACCUCCAGCUGCUGGAAGCACGCCCUUCCCAGACAUGUCCCACUGGCAGAAGUCUGCUGUGGGGCUCGUGCUUGGUGACGACUCUCUUUCCCCGCCGCCGCACGUUGGGGAUGGCAAUGGCGGCAGCAGCAAGAAGAGUGGCGACGACGACGACGGGUUUGAUGGAGGGGCUGCGUAUAUGGGCGGCUCUCAGGUGAAGCGUGUGGUGUUGAGAGGCACCGCAGCAUCGACGCGGCGCGCCGCAAANAUAUGGGCGGCUCUCAGGUGA
Trypanosoma grayi is the source of this 831-nucleotide messenger RNA. RefSeq lists its product as hypothetical. The transcript has a single exon. The record is from RefSeq and is a predicted model, not a curated record. Lineage: Eukaryota; Euglenozoa; Kinetoplastea; Trypanosomatida; Trypanosomatidae. The coding region runs from base 1 to 831 and encodes 276 amino acids.